Messenger RNA from Dreissena polymorpha, 448 nucleotides. RefSeq names its product scavenger receptor cysteine-rich domain-containing group B protein-like. The record is from RefSeq and is a predicted model, not a curated record. The coding region runs from base 2 to 448 and encodes 148 amino acids. Lineage: Eukaryota; Metazoa; Mollusca; Bivalvia; Myida; Dreissenidae. Gene Ontology annotation, cellular component: membrane. The transcript has 4 exons.
GAUGUGGAAGAUGUUUGUGCACAGGACCUCCUUGUCAGUGUCGGUUAUCAAGCUUGCCUUGGUCGUCAUAUGCCUAUCAAGAAAUUCUCUUUCGCAAGCGGAUGGUCUUACAAGAGCAUACAAUUUCACAAACAAAGGUAUUCGAUUGGUAGGCGGAAACAGCGAACUAGAAGGACGUGUUGAAAUAAGGAUCAAUGGAGUGUGGGGGACGAUUUGCGAUGACUCGUUUGAUUUUCAAGAUGCAGAUGUUUUGUGUAGGAUGUUGCACACUAAUCUAAGAGGAUUAGAUUACUACAAGGAUAGACGCUACGGAAUAGGUACAGGUCCUGUGUUCUACAGAAAUCUGCAAUGCAGAGGAACAGAAGACAAUGUUCAUAACUGCUCUAGCGAAACUGGCGAAACAUGUUCACACAGUCAAGAUGUAGGGCUGAUGUGCUCAGGUGAUUAA